Molecule: messenger RNA, 1287 nt
Organism: Lodderomyces jiufengensis
Lineage: Eukaryota; Fungi; Ascomycota; Pichiomycetes; Serinales; Debaryomycetaceae
Gene: ADE12
Product: adenylosuccinate synthase
Exons: 1
Coding region: 1-1287 (428 amino acids)
Biological process (GO): IMP metabolic process; 'de novo' AMP biosynthetic process
Cellular component (GO): cytoplasm
Molecular function (GO): adenylosuccinate synthase activity; GTP binding
Source: RefSeq, a predicted model, not a curated record
AUGUGUGAUGUUGUUUUAGGAUCUCAAUGGGGUGAUGAAGGUAAAGGAAAAUUAGUUGAUUUAUUAUGUGAUGACAUUGAUGUUUGUGCAAGAUGUCAAGGAGGAAAUAAUGCAGGACAUACAAUUGUUGUUGAUGGUAAAAAAUUUGAUUUUCAUAUGUUACCUUCAGGUUUAGUUAAUCCAAAAUGUCAAAAUUUAGUUGGUUCUGGAGUAGUUGUUCAUAUUCCUUCAUUUUUUGAAGAAUUAAAAAAUAUUGAAGAAAAAGGUUUAGAAUGUCGUGAUAGAUUAUUUAUUAGUUCAAGAGCUCAUUUAGUCUUUGAUUUUCAUCAAAGAACUGAUAAAUUAAAAGAAGCUGAGUUAUCAGAAAAUAAAAAAUCUAUUGGUACAACUGGUAAAGGUAUUGGACCAACUUAUUCAACAAAAGCUUCAAGAUCAGGUAUUAGAGUUCAUCAUUUAGUAAAUCAAAAUCCAGAAGCUUGGCAAGAAUUUAAAACAAGAUAUAUGAGAUUAAUUGAAUCAAGACAAAAAAGAUAUGGAGAAUUUGAUUAUGAUUAUGAAGAAGAAUUAGCAAGAUAUGAAAAAUAUAGAGAAGAAUUAAAACCUUUUGUUGUUGAUUCUGUUGAAUUUAUGCAUAAUGCUAUUGCUCAAAAGAAAAAAAUAUUAGUUGAAGGUGCUAAUGCAUUAAUGUUGGAUAUUGAUUUUGGUACUUAUCCAUAUGUUACUUCUUCUUCAACUGGUAUUGGUGGAGUUUUAACUGGUUUAGGUAUUCCACCAAAAAGUAUAAGAAACAUAUAUGGUGUAGUUAAAGCUUAUACUACAAGAGUCGGUGAAGGUCCAUUCCCAACUGAACAAUUAAAUAAAGAUGGUGAAACAUUACAAGAUGUUGGUGCUGAAUUUGGUGUUACAACUGGUAGAAAAAGAAGAUGUGGUUGGUUAGAUUUAGUUGUUUUAAAACAUUCAACUUUAAUUAAUGGAUAUACAUCAUUGAAUAUUACAAAAUUAGAUGUUUUAGAUGGAUUUAAAAAUAUAGAAGUUGGUAUUGCUUAUAAAUUAGAUGGUAAAGAAUUAACUCAUUUCCCAGCUGAUUUAAUAGAUGUUGGAAAUGUUGAAGUUAUUUAUAAAACAUUUCCUGGUUGGGAAACUGAUAUUACUAAAAUUAAAAAAUAUGAAGAUUUACCUGAAAAUGCUAAAAAUUAUUUAAAAUUUAUUGAAGAUUAUUUAAAUGUUCCUAUUCAAUGGGUUGGUGUUGGUCCAGGUAGAGAAGCAAUGUUAGAAAAAGCUAUUUAA